Microcebus murinus (gray mouse lemur) is the source of this 3149-nucleotide messenger RNA. The record is from RefSeq and is a predicted model, not a curated record. Lineage: Eukaryota; Metazoa; Chordata; Mammalia; Primates; Cheirogaleidae.
AACAAAGUGAGACUCUGUCUCAAAAAAAAAAAAAAAUUAAAUAAUAUCUUCAAUAUCUACGUUUUAUCACAUUACUCCUCUACUCAGAAACCUUGAAUGGCUUCUCAGAGUAAAAACAUCUACACUCACCCUCAGUAUCCCUCUGUCUACUCUCAGCACUCUUGCUCACUCAGCUGCAGCCACACCAGCAUCUUUCCUGUGCCCAGAAUACUUCAAACAUGCUCAACUCCAGGCCUUUGCAUUUGCUAUCUCCCUCUCCCUGAAACAUCUUUACUAAAUUGUCAAUUUGCUAGUGAGGUCCUCUGUGAGCAUCCUAUUUAAAUUGCAUCACUGCAUUCUCACCCCAAACUUCCUUUUUUUUUUUUUUUUCUCCUUAGCACUAACAUACAACAUCAAAUACAGUAUAUAUUUUUCUGGUUUUUUGCUUGUCUUCCCACCUCACACACAUAUACUAGAUUAUAAAUUCCAUGAACACAAGGGCAUUGUUUGCUUAAAACUGUAGUUCCAACUUCCAGAAUAGUACCUGGGAUAGAAGUUAAGCAAUGAAGAUUUGUGGAAGGAAGGGAGAAAAAAACUAAGACAGCAUUUUCUACCCAUUGGCAAAGAUCAAUAUAUUUUAUAACAUUGUUCACAGUAAUUUAUUGCAGCGGUGGGGAAAAAACUGGAAACAAACUCAUGACCAUCAAUGGGGGUAGUUAUUAAAAACUAUGGCACAUAGGCACAAUUGAAUACUGUGCCAGUUUUAAAAAAUAGAGCAAGAUCAAGGAACCCUCUUGUGUACCCAUCUCCAAGAUUAAUUGGUAAAAGAAAAAAUAAGCAAGGUACAGAAGUGCUACAAUUUGUGUAGCAGGACAAAAGCAAGGGUAAUAUAUACCUGUAAUAUAUCUACGGAAAGAUACAUCAUGUCACAAAAAACAUUGUCAAAUCACAUGCUGGGGGACAUUGUUCUUUUUAAUAAAUUUAUGUGAAUGCAUUACUUAUCCAUAUUACUUAAUAAUUAAACCGAAAAAAAAUCUUCAGUACGAAAAAACGUUUUUUUAAAAAACGUUAAGAAGACAUGUUCCAAAUGCCUGCAAUUCCAGCAACGUAAGGCACAGAAACCGGGUCCUCCACUAGGGCUGGGUAGGCAAGCCUCACUACUGCCACCGAGGUGGAGCUUCCUAGAGCGGCCCGGAAGCGCCCGGCUGCCAGUGGCCAGGCGUCGAUUGGUCUGAGUCUAUCUAGCCUUUGUUCGAGGCUGCCCGAAGGACACUAGCUGUCGCACCUGUUCCCUUCUGUGUGUAAGACAGAGGAAUAAUCUCCUGAUAAAGCCUAGAAUGUCCACAGCCCUGGAACCUGAGAAACAAAAAGGACUUCUGAUAGUUAAGGCAGAGGAACACUACUGGGGACAGGAUUCCAUCUCACAAAAGUACAGUCCUCAUAAGAGGGAACUCUUCAGGCAGCACUUCAGGAAGCUCUGCUAUCAGGAUGCACCUGGACCCCGUGAAGCUCUUACCCAGCUCUGGGAGCUUUGCUGUCAGUGGCUGAGGCCAGAAUACCAUACCAAGGAGCAGAUUUUAGACCUGCUGGUGCUAGAACAGUUCCUGAGCAUUCUUCCUAAGGACCUGCAAGCAUGGGUGCAGGCACACCAACCAGAGACUGGAGAGGAGGCGGUGACUGUACUGGAAGAUCUGGAGAGAGAACUUGAUGAACCUGGAAAGCAGGUCCCAGCCUAUUCAGAAAGACAGGACAUACUCUUGGCCUCCUUGGGAAGGUCAUAUGAGUCACUGACUGUCCAGCUCCAUCCCAAGAAGAACCAGCUGGAGCAGGAAUCUGGGAAGUCACAACAGAAGGGCUUUUUGCUUCUCAAACCUAGAAUAGGACCUGUUUGUAUACUGUUUGUUACUAGGUGAUAAAACCAGGACUAAGAAUGAAGAGCUGUCCCAGAAGGAAGAUGUUCCCAAAGAUAUGGAAUUCCUUGGGGAGAUAAAUGACAGACUCAAUGACGAUAUCCCUCAGCAUCUUGAAACCAAAGAUGUUGCUGAAAAUGAGGGCAGAUUUGAAUGGCAACAGAGGGAAAGAAGACAAUAUAAAUGCGAUGAAUGUGGAAAAAGUUUCAGUCACAGCUCAGACCUUAGUAAACACAGGAGAACUCACACUGGAGAGAAGCCCUACAAAUGUGAUGAGUGUGGAAAAGCCUUCAUUCAACGCUCACAUCUCACUGGACAUCAUAGAGUACACACUGGAGUAAAACCUUAUAAAUGUAAACAAUGUGGGAAAGAUUUCAGUGGGCGCACAGGUCUUAUUCAGCAUCAGAGAAUCCACACAGGUGAAAAACCCUAUGAGUGUAAUGAGUGUGGAAGGCCCUUCAGAGUAAGUUCAGCUCUUAUUAGACAUCAAAGAAUUCAUACAGCAAAUAAACUCUACUGAGGAAGUAUUAAUAACAAAAUUUCUUUAGAUGCUCAGGCCUACCUAGUUAUACUCUACCUUAGAGACUUUAUGAUUUCCUGAAUGUGGGCAAAGCAUCAAUCAUCAUUAAAAACUUCUCUGUCUAGUCAAAGUUCAUGUAGGUAAAAAAAAUUAAUUUAAUUUAAUAAUAAAAAUUUAAAAAAAAACUUCUCUGUCACCAAAGAAUCUAUCUGAGUAAAAUAUCUUUUUAUUUCCAAUUAGUUCAGUUUUUGGGGAGGAAUCAAGAGUUAUUUCAGAAAGCCUUGUUUACUGACAGCACUGCCCACUUGCAGUCCAAGAUCAAUGUUUCCUAGGUGAAAGACAGUGAAUUCUACCUCCGGCUCCUUUUUACUUGAACAUUCAGUGUAUAAUUUAGACAAGACCUUCAAAUUUUGUCUGCCUUCACUUCUCCUUCCAUAAAUUGCAGAUGAUAAUAGAGACCCAUCAAGUAUGUUCUGACAAGUUAAAACACAUGAAAACUACUUUUGAAAUUAAGAACUAAAAUAACACUAAUUUAUUUGUUUUCCAUCAUGACUGACAUAAUGGCCUAAAUAUUUAUCCUUUUUGUGUGUGAUCUUAAAAGUAGGGGGUGUGAUCAUUUUGUGGAAAUUUUUUGUUUGCCAAUCAUAAAGAAGAACAUAUAAGAAAAGACAGGAGGCUGGCUAGGCAUGGUGGCUUAUGCCUCUAAUCCCAGCACUUUGGGAGGCCAAAGUGGGAGGAUU